Messenger RNA from Phytomonas sp. EM1, 2625 nucleotides. Lineage: Eukaryota; Euglenozoa; Kinetoplastea; Trypanosomatida; Trypanosomatidae. The record is from the annotation of a GenBank genome assembly.
AUGUCCAAUCCCAACGAAAAUGAGUAUGACAGUGUUAGCGAUAUAUCCGAAAUUAGUCCCGAAUCUGAUGUACUCGCUCCCGUUCAAAAGAGAAUUGAAGAGCAGCUUAAAAAGCAUCUUCUGGAACUAAACCAGCAACUUAAUGAAGCAAACAAUGAAUUUAAGGCGGUUCACACGGAGCGCGAAAGCUGUGGUGCGAAUUUAUACAACGCCCAGCAGCAUCUUGCUCGGCUCCAAGAGAAUUUUGAAAAGUACAAUGAAAGCCAUGCAGCCAUUCAAGCUGAAUAUGAAGAAAAGUUUAGAGAGCGGGAAAAGUUGUCAAGUAUUACAGAUGCAGCCCAACGAAAGACUGAAGAUAUGCAGAAGCGGUAUAACAAGCUUCAGGGCGAGCUUGCAAAGUUAACUGAGACUGUCCUCAAGGUAGAGGAAUUCAACGAGCAUUUGAAGGGUGAAAUGGAGCUUGAGCGACGAGCCGCCCAUAAGACUGAAGAUGAUGUAGCUGUUUUAGAGAAGGCAAAGUUGCGCCAGGACGCGCUCGUUCUAUCACUGGAGGAGCGUAUUCAUUCGUUUGAAGAGCAGUCAGCUUCUCUGAGUGAACAAAUCGAAGCUCAACGAAAAGAAACAAAAGUUGCCCGAGAUACACUUGCUGAAGCGAUGGGUGAGAUAGAAGCAAUCAAUGUUGAAAAAAAGCAGCUUGCCCAACAAUGGAAAAGUUCACUGAUAGGUAUUCAACGCCGGCAUGAUGCCAUGAAAAAGACAGAAGAGGCUCUUCAUGCACAAAAGGAAGCUUUGCAGACCCUUGAAAACGAAAUUAGUCGUUAUCGGUCUGACAUUCGCAAAGAGCAAGCUGAGAACGGGAAGCUGAAUGAAUUUGCAUCGCGGGUAGAUAAUGAAAUAAUUGUGCUCGAGAAGCAAAUGGAUAUACUGUUUGAGAAGCGCGACAAGACUUCGGAGAGCUAUUCCCUCAUCAAAUCGAGUGUAGAGAAAACUGAGGGUGAGAUCACGCUUCUGGAGCAGCAGCUCAAAAUCAAGUCUAAAGAAGUCGAUGAACUGAAUAAGCACAUCCUGAAGCAUGACAAUGCCGUAAAGUCAAUGGAAGGUGAGGUUCUGAAGUACCUUACUGAACAAACGUCGUUGAAAAAGGGAAGUCAAGACAUUUUGAGAGAGAUUGAAAAGAUAAAGGACACUAUUAACACGAAGGAAAUUCAAAUUACAAACAUGGAAAAUGAGCUUGCGCGAAUCAGAGUGGAUUACUUGCAGGCGAAUGCAUAUAAUGAGACCCUCCAAGAAACCCUAGAGGGGCUUGAAGUUGAGUUGCAGUCACGCGGUGCACUUAUAGAGAAGAUGCAGCAAGACAUUCGACGUCGCAAUGAUGACAUUGACCGCAAGCAAAAGCGUCUGGAUCAGCUCAAUCAACAAUAUGAACAAAUCAUGAGUGCUCACACUGGUGAAACCGGCGAACACGUUGGUCCUCUUGAAGCCACUAUUAGUAGUCUUUCUAAGGCGAUUUCAGAGAGAUCCAAAGAAAAUGAAGUACUCCAACAGGAAUGGAUCAAGUUGCAAACCGAGCUGGUUGAUUACAAUAUCACUAUGAAUGAAAUCAAUGAGGCAAUUCUUGAUUACCAAGCCAAGAGCACAAUUUUAGCACAGAAAAGAGAUCGACUCGCCUCUGCUAUCCAGCUAAAAAGGCAGGAGAUUGCGUCAUUAGCUAGCAAAUCAGAAGCCAUGCAUGUCGAAAUGAAGCGAGUUAAUACAAUGCUAGUUAAAAAUGUUGAAACUACAAAAAACACUGUCAAUGAUGCAUUUCUCUUGGAGAACGAACUCCUCAAGCGUUUAGAGGAUAAGAAACGCGAUGCCCUUCAGCUUGAGUGGAAAGUUGAGGCGGCUCGACAGGCUAAGGCUGAUAUUCUUCAACAAAUAUUAGAUUGCGAACGCGAUAUCUUAUUCUGGGAAAGAAAACUUCAAAUAGCGCGUGAGACCGAAAUCGCCCUUGAUCCUUCCAUUGGACGAGCAGAGAUUGAAAAAAUGAAGAAAGAGAUUCUUUUUAUGGAGGAACGCUUGGCCCAACUUCAACGUGAGCAGAAGUUUCUGAUUGGUGAAAUGCAAAAGCUUAUCGACCAUCGGGAAGUCAUCCGUAUGAAGGGAAAGGCCGUUCUAAAUGCUACCCACUCUCAAAAGCGUGGCGCCACCCGCCUUGGGGUGGAAAAGGAAAAUGCUCAGCUGUUUAAAGAAUUAAACGGUAAACGACAAGAAUCUCAGGCUAAGGAAAAACUGGUAAAGGAAACCUUAGCUGAAAUGGAAAAAACGGUGACAGAGGUGGAUCAGACCAAACGUGAGAAUGAAGAGCUGAAUGGGCAGAUAGAGGCGUAUCGAAGACAAUUGGCUUCCAUUAGAAAGGAAAAAGGGCAUAUAGAUGACGAAAAGCGACUGAAACAAAACACUUACCAACGGCUGCGCGAAGCUGAAAGGGGCUCGUACAAGCUUACCUGCUAUCCUGAGGAUACAGAAGCCGAGGAGUCGCGUUUGGAGGAGGGCAGACAAAAUACGAUCCGGAUUAUGGAGGAACUUUCUGACCAGUUCCCCGAACUCACUUCAGAACUUCAAGAUCUUAUGGGGUGUGUAUAG